AUGCUGGACGUUACGGUAGAGACAAAGCUAGAACACGACCAAAUAGAUGUCUCCUGGGAGUGGAAGGGUGAUGGAUGCGCCCCGACUGGCUAUUUGAUAAAAUGGGCGGAUCGGGAGGAGCAGCUUGCGGCUGAUAAGAGAAGAUAUCAACUGCCCAUCGAGGACCAGACAGCGCUCGUGGUCACACUCCAGACCAUGGGCGAGUCAAGCGUCGAAUACAACUCCUUUGUCAACAUCCGCGGCCCCAAAUUAGACAAGGCGAAAGAAGAAGCAAUGACACUUAUCAUGCGACGAAAAGCUGAGCUGCUAAGGGACAUCGCCCGCGUUCGCCGAGAUUUGGAAGAAAACGCCAGAGAAGUCGCCUUUUUUACCGACCCAGAGAGAUUCAAGGAGCGCUCCGAGCAGAACAAAUCCAGAGAGCUCAAAACAGCUGUACGAAAGUUCAACCAAAAGCCAAAACGUGGCCUUGAGCAGUUCAUCCAGCACAAUUACGUGGAUGAAUCACCAAAAUCAAUCACAAAAUUCCUUCUCAACCAAAAAGGACUUUCCAAAUCCGCCAUUGGCGAGUUGCUCGGCGAGCCGGAUCAAAAAUAUCUUGAUAUUCUCGAGCAAUUUGUCGUGGCGAUUGAUUUCACUGGAUUAGAUCUUGUUGAAGCUCUGAGAAGAUAUCUAUCGAAAUUCAAGCUUCCUGGAGAAGCUCAGAAGAUCGACAGGAUUAUUGAGACUUUUUCUAAAGGAUACACAAAUUGCAACCCCACCGUCUUUUCUUCAUCGGACACCUGUUACGUCAUUGCCUUUUCUAUCAUUCUGCUAAAUACCUCGCUACACAACCCCAAUGUCAAAGAAAAACCGACCGAAGACCGUUUCAUUCGAAUGUGCGCCGGAAUCGAUGGCGGAAACGAUCUUCCCGCAUCACAAUUAGGAAGUUACUUCAAAAGUAUAAACAAGAAUCCCUUCAAACUGCCGGAGGAAGAAGAUCAAGCCUUUGCUAAUGUCUUGUACAAUCCGGACAAAGAGGGUUUUCUCUACAAACUUGGAGGAAAGAUAAAGGGAUGGAAGCGGCGCUGGAUUGUGCUUACGGAAAAGACGCUGUAUUACUUCGAAGAAGCAAAAGAUCGAGAGCCAAAAGGCAUCAUUCCUUUGAACAACGUCCAAGUCCGCAAGUGCGACGAAAAAGGCAGGAACUUCUGCUUCGAGCUGUACAAAGAGCAAGAACUUCCAAUGAUGACUAUCAAGGACGUGAAAAUCAAUCCAGACGGAAAAGUAAUCGAUGGAAAUCUUGGUACGAAGAGUCCUAUUAUCCGCUUUUCCGCGCCGACAGAAGACGAUCUCGACGACUGGGUUUCUACCAUCAAAAAAUGUUUGGGACGAGAUCCGAUGUACGACCUAAUUGCGGAUCGCCGCCGCCGCGCAGGGAAGCUACUUCAACGCCAGAGUGUCCUCCAACUGGUCAGACCAAAAUUGGAGCAAAAGAAUGAAGUGGCAGACAUCACCGAGGCGAUUGCUGGACGAGAAGACAGGAAGCUUUUUGCGCCAGAGUACAUCUCCCCAGAGCGGCAAGCGCCACACUCACUUUGGAAACGAUUAGUGAGGCAAGAUUGCUUGAGGAGGAGAAAUGUUAUUGAGAUUCCUGAGUUUUAUGUCGGCAGUCUUUUGAGAGUCACCUACACGGAUAAAUACGCUCAAGACAAAAGCACGGUCUUCGCCGGCCGAGUCAUUUUUCUCCACGGAUUUGGAACGAAUCACAAAGUCUUGCUAAGAAAUUUUGUUAAUGGAACUAUGGUCAAUUUAAAGAUCGAUUUAUAUUCGCCGAUAAUUCAAAAGAUAGAAGUACUGCGGCUUGAAAAAUGGAAGGACAGCAAUCUUCAGUACCUUAAACUAUGCGAUCCUGCUUACUGCACCGUCCCGCUGGAUAUGAUGCCCGAGCCGCCAACACCACUCAAUCAGGAGCUCAAAUACUUCGAAGGAAAAGUUAUGUUCAAGAGACCCACACAAAUGCCAGAACCACCCGUGACGCAGCAAGAGAUGGUUGAUGAUCCCAUCGGUACUGAUGGGAAGCAUUUCAAUGGCCAUUGGCAAAACAUCCACUAUGGAGACAAGCGAAUUUCUUUGAAACAAAACCAGAAGUGGCCGCAGUACCAGAAUCUAUUCGCAGAUGAGUUUACGAUCAAAGAAGAUGACAUUUACGCGCAAUAUCGUCACCGUCUCGCCAACUGGGCAAAAUACGAUAUCAUGCGACAUCACAACUUUGUCGACGAGAAAGAAAAUGUCAUAAAAGAAAUGUCACGGAAUAAGAAAAUCCUCGAGAAAAAGACUCGAGCUGUAGGAAGGCCGAAGGUCGAUUAUUCCAAAAUUUCAAAAGUCUGGAUCGAAGACUAUAAUUUAAAAACCUGCGAACCAAAAUAG
Messenger RNA from Oikopleura dioica, 2406 nucleotides. The record is from the annotation of a GenBank genome assembly. NCBI's taxonomy places the organism in Eukaryota, Metazoa, Chordata, Appendicularia, Copelata, Oikopleuridae.